AUGUGCCUCCCGUUCCCAGCAUACCCACCUCCGCCGCCCAACCCCCCCCUAUCUCCCUCUGCCUCCGGGGCCUCUCGGCCCAUAGGCCAACAGUUGGUGGCCGCGCCUGGAUUUUGGGCCCUUUUGGCCAUCGUGGCGGCCGGGUGCCUUGCUGGCGCCAGCUACUUUUUCUGGAGGAGGUCAGCCUCCAAGGGCGAGGAUCCUGAGGGUAUCCCCCUCCAAGAUAUCAUUGUGGCCAGGGGGCCCGAGGAGACACAAGAGGGGAUCCGCGAGGACAUCCUCGCAAAGGGCGAUGUCGACGACCGUCCGCGUUCUGUGGCCACCGAGACCCCCAAGACCACCGAGGCCCCCGAGACUCCCGCGGCCCCCACCACACCCAAGAAAAAGACGAAGAAGAAGAGGGUGGUGACCCCCGCAGGAUUGGCCAACGCCAGUGCCGCGACGCGCAAUGUCGCCCACGGGUUCAAAGAGGGCUUCACAGCCCAGCCACCGGUGGAAAUGACGAGCUUGUUAUGCUAA
Messenger RNA from Penicillium coprophilum, 519 nucleotides. RefSeq lists its product as uncharacterized. NCBI's taxonomy places the organism in Eukaryota, Fungi, Ascomycota, Eurotiomycetes, Eurotiales, Aspergillaceae. The transcript is spliced from 2 exons. Bases 1 to 519 code for a protein of 172 amino acids. The record is from RefSeq and is a predicted model, not a curated record.